This is a messenger RNA of Tribolium castaneum (red flour beetle), 554 nucleotides long. RefSeq names its product larval cuticle protein 1. The transcript has 3 exons. The coding region runs from base 138 to 527 and encodes 129 amino acids. Gene Ontology annotation, cellular component: chitin-based extracellular matrix. The record is from RefSeq and is a predicted model, not a curated record. Lineage: Eukaryota; Metazoa; Arthropoda; Insecta; Coleoptera; Tenebrionidae. Gene Ontology annotation, molecular function: structural constituent of chitin-based larval cuticle.
UUUUGAUGUUCCACCUCUACUCAGGUAGGAGUUUUAAGAUUAUAAAGAUGGGAUAAGAGGCAGCUUUUUGACAAGUUUGUGGUAAUGAACUGUGCGGGUCCAUUGUUGGAAGUUUAGUGACUAGGGGAGAGGGAAUAAUGAAGGGUGUGCUGGCGUUGUUGAUCGUUUGGUUGCGCUUAUGCGCUCCUGCCGCCCGAUUAUCCUUGGCGGACUGGAACAGCUAUAAUUACCGGGAACCUUCAGGGCCCGGAACUUACGCCUUCGGCUACGACAUCGACGACUCCGGGAGUGGAAACGUCCAGUUCCGGAACGAGGAGCGACAUCCCAACGGGACGGUGACGGGGAGUUAUGGCUACGUGGAUCCUGAGGGAAGGGUCAGGAUUGUGCGGUAUAUAGCCGACCAGAGGGGCUACAGGGCAACGGUGGAGGAAGGGCCGGAUUUGUCGAUGCUGAAGCCGCUAAAUCAAUUUCCGGGGUUUCAAGGAUAUCCGCCCUAUCGCUUUUACUUCCCACACAAUAAUUUGUAACAAUUUAUUUAUUUUAAUAAAAGUAUU